AUGGCGUAUAUGAACAGCACCCACGAUGAAAUCAACAAUUUGAUCACUGAUUUCUGCAGAGUAAAACCGAGAAGCCGCUGCCACAGCAAAAGGAUAUGGCGCCUCAAGCCAUCCAGUCGUGACUCUACUGCAUGCAGUACUCAUUUAAACAUGCUCCUGGCGGAUUACCAUCUAGCCCUAAUGCCUACGGCUGGGGUCCAGUUGAGCAUGGUCUUGAAUGUUUUACUAGCUAGAGCUAAGCAAAAAGCACUGGAGAAUUAUGGCUACCAGUUAGAUACUGCAGAAAAGCUGAAAACGCUGUUUUGGGGUUAUGAACACGCUAUAGCUUUUCCAGGGACUCUUAAUACAGAGGGAAAUCUGCACUGUGUUGUGGACUACAUACUGCAGUUCGGGGAGCAGCGAGACUUCGAGACGAAUCUUAUUGUUGCUCAGGCAGAGGAGCCGAUUGAGAGCAGGACAGAGUACUCACUGGUGCUUUCUGUUAUGGCUAUGAUCCAACACAACCAGGGCAGUCUGAAUAGGGAAAUGUACGGCAUAUUGACCGACGGCGUUAAAUGGGUUUUCUUUCACCUCAAUAAAAACAAGUAUUGUUCUCUCAAAUUGGAAUGGAAUGGAGGACAGCAGGCCAUUCUCGGUCAACUCAGCAAAAUACUCAACAAGGCAGUCUCAAUCAAACUAUUGGGCAGAAAGGACAGAUGGAAAGUGUUACGAAGACCACAAUCGAAUGUACAACAACAGGACUAUUCAGAUGAAGAGGACACUCUGGAUCUCGAGGCUACUGAUGAACUCCCUACCAAGCAACCUUUCAAAAUGCACAAGAUGAAGUGGUUCCAGAAACACGGCAACAAGAAGACUGCCGAGCAGCGGAUGAAAGACUUUGUGAAACAGCAUCAACUUAAGCCUUCUUUGUGCGAGGAGUUGAAAGAUAUCAUGAAUCAAUCGCGAGAUGAGGGAGCACAGAAGGGCAAGGACAAAUCUCUGCCAACUCUGGCGGUAACAGACAUCCGACCAGAGGAUGUCCAGUGCACGUUUCGUAUGAAGGUUGACAAGAACCCAGAUGGGGUCUGGCACUUGGAUCCGGCGGAGAGGAGGGCCGUUCCUGAGCACCUCAGGAAAACAUUGGCCGACUAUGACCUUGCCUUUGGUGACACUGAGCAAAACGAGGCAGUGGUCCGAACAAGGGUGGACCACGGCCUGGCAAAGACCUCCAGCAACCGGACCUCGGUUUCAAGCGCACUAUCAUACAAAUCAAUUCAUUUCGGCCUGGAAACGAGCAUCGAGCUCCCUUGGCCGCACAAGGGCCAGCUCAAGCUAAUCAAAGGCAAGAUAGACUACGUGGUCUGGUACGGCAAAUCAGAGGAGGCCGAGACCAAUAUGGUGGCCAUUAAGGCAAAAAGGAGAGGCGAGGCGAGUCUAGGAAUGUACCAGGCGCGGGUCUAUAUGGGCAUGAUUCACCAUGCCCGCAAGAAGGCAGGCCGUGCCAACAUGCCCAUAUAUGGGAUCUCAACCGACGGAUACGAGUGGUAUUUUAUAUACCUGGGUCCUCAAGGCAAUACUUCGUCUCAUGUUUUAAGUUGGGAACAAGGCAAGCAGGUGGAGAUCAUCUCGCACAUACACAAAAUACUACAGCAAGCCGCGUCGCUUUCGCCGGUACCAACCACCUUGGCCCGACAGAAGACUCUUGAAGAGGAAAGUGGACUUGCGCUUUUCUCUGGCCGAGUGACCAAGAGGGUCCGAAAGGAAUAGUUUUGUUGGAGGGAAACAUGGCAUCAC
Aspergillus versicolor CBS 583.65 is the source of this 1773-nucleotide messenger RNA. RefSeq lists its product as uncharacterized. The record is from RefSeq and is a predicted model, not a curated record. The coding region runs from base 1 to 1746 and encodes 581 amino acids. The transcript is spliced from 9 exons. NCBI's taxonomy places the organism in Eukaryota, Fungi, Ascomycota, Eurotiomycetes, Eurotiales, Aspergillaceae.